Messenger RNA from Gracilinanus agilis (Agile Gracile Mouse Opossum), 2916 nucleotides. RefSeq names its product dispatched RND transporter family member 3 (gene DISP3). The record is from RefSeq and is a predicted model, not a curated record. Lineage: Eukaryota; Metazoa; Chordata; Mammalia; Didelphimorphia; Didelphidae. The transcript is spliced from 19 exons. The coding region runs from base 1 to 2916 and encodes 971 amino acids. Gene Ontology annotation, cellular component: membrane.
AUGGAACGACUGGCUAAUGAGAAGAAGAGCAGCUACCUGGCUCGGAUCCCUGUGAUCAAAGUCCAAGUCCUGUAUGGAGGCACAGAUCUCUUUGACUAUGAGGUACGGAGGACCUUCAAUAAUGACAUGCUCCUGGCCUUCAUCAGCAGUAGCUGCAUCGCGGCUCUGGUCUACAUCCUCACCUCCUGCUCAGUGUUCCUGUCUUUCUUUGGGAUUGCCAGCAUUGGCCUGAGCUGCCUGGUUGCCUUGUUCCUCUACCAUGUUGUUUUUGGAAUCCAGUACCUGGGCAUCCUCAAUGGUGUGGCUGCUUUUGUCAUUGUAGGCAUUGGUGUGGAUGAUGUCUUUGUCUUCAUCAACACCUACCGCCAGGCCACCCACCUGGAGAAUCCACAGUUGCGCAUGAUCCACACCAUCCAGACAGCGGGCAAGGCCACUUUCUUCACUUCCUUGACCACUGCCGCUGCCUAUGCAGCCAACAUCUUCUCCCAGAUCCCAGCCGUUCAUGACUUUGGCUUGUUCAUGUCCCUCAUCGUGUCCUGUUGCUGGCUGGCAGUGCUAUUCACCAUGCCUGCUGCCCUAGGAAUCUGGAACCUCUACGUGGCCCCACUAGAAAGCUCCUGCCAGACAAGCUGCCACCAGAAAUGUGUCCGGAAGAGCUCGCUCCAUCUCUCCAGUGGCCUGUUCAUCAGUCCAGAACCAGGAGGGAUGGGCCCAGCCCAAGGUCCUAUGCCCUAUCUGGAUGAUGAUAUCCCACUGUUGAAUGUGGAGGAGGAGCCAGUCACCCUGGAGAUGGGGGAUGUCCCCCUCGUGUCUGUGCUCCCCGAGAACCUGCAGCUUCCCCUGGAGAAAAGCAGCCGAGGCCAGCUCAUCACUCAGCUCCAAGAACUUCUCCACCACUGGGUAUUGUGGUCAGCUGUGAAGAGCCGCUGGGUCAUUGUGGGGCUGUUUGUCACGGUCCUCAUCCUGUCCCUCUAUUUUGCUAGCCGGCUCCGUCCGGCCAGCCGAGCACCACUCCUUUUCCGACCGGACACCAACAUCCAGGUGUUGCUGGACCUCAAGUACAACCUGAGUGCUGAAGGCAUCUCAUGUGUCACCUGCUCAGGUCUGUUUCAGGAAAAGCCCCACAGUCUUCAGAAUAACAUCCGAACAUCUCUGGAGAAGAAGAAAAGGGGUUCUGGACCUGCCUGGGGUAGCCGGAGUGAAGCCACCCAACAGGAACCCCAGGGCACUGUUUAUAUCUCCAAGGCCAAGAGCAAAGGCAGACCAGCCAUCUACAGGUUCUCUCUCAAUGCCAGCCUACCUGCACCAUGGCAAACUGUGUCCCCUGGGGAUGGGGAAGUGCCUUCCUUCCAGGUGUAUAGAGUGCCUUACGGUAACUUCACCAAGAAGCUGACCGCUUGUAUGUCUACAGUAGGGCUGCUCCAGCAGACGAGCCUCCGGAAAUGGAUGAUGACGUCUUUGGCCUGUGAUGCUAAGAGGGGCUGGAAAUUUGACUUCAGCUUUUAUGUGGCGGCCAAGGAACAGCAGCGAACCCGGAAGUUAUAUUUUGCCCAGUCCCAUAAACCACCAUUUCACGGGCGUGUGUGUGUGGCACCUCCUGGCUGUCUUCUCAGCUCCAGCCCAGAUGGACCCAACAAAGGCUUUCUCUAUGUGCCCAGUGAGAAAGCCCCCAAGACCCGGCUUUCUGCAACAUCAGGCUUCAACCCCUGUGUGAACAUUGGCUGUGGAAAGCCUGCGGUGCGCCCGCUGGUGGACACGGGCGCGAUGGUCUUUGUGGUCUUUGGCAUCCUUGGCGUCAACCGUACCCGGCACUCUGACAACCACGUCAUUGGAGACAUGGGCAGCGUUAUCUACGAUGACAGCUUUGACCUCUUCAAAGAGAUUGGGCACCUCUGCCGGCUGUGCAAAGCUAUAGCAGACAACUCAGAGCUGGUGAAGCCAGGUGGAGCCCAGUGCCUCCCCUCAGGUUAUAGCAUCUCCUCCUUCCUACAGAUGUUACAUCCUGAGUGCAAGAACCUGCCUGAGCCCAACCUACUCCCUGGACAGCUGUCCCAUGGGGCCGUGGGGGUACGAGAGGGCAAAGUGCAGUGGAUCUCCAUGGCCUUCGAGUCGACUACCUACAAAGGCAAGUCAUCUUUCCAGACAUACUCUGACUACCUCAAGUGGGAGAAUUUCCUCCAGCAACAGCUGCAGCUGUCCCCAGAAGGCUCAGCUCUCCGCCGAGGCUUCCAGACCUGCGAACACUGGAAACAAGUCUUCAUGGAAAUCAUAGGUGUGCAGAGUGCCCUCUAUGGUCUGGUCCUCUCACUUCUCAUCUGUGUGGCUGCCGUGGCUGUGUUUACCACUCACAUCCUGCUCCUGCUGCCCGUGCUCCUGAGCAUCCUAGGUAUCGUGUGUCUGGUGGUCACCAUCAUGUACUGGUCUGGCUGGGAGAUGGGGGCUGUGGAGGCUAUUUCUCUGUCUAUCCUGGUUGGCUCUUCUGUGGAUUACUGUGUCCAUCUGGUGGAAGGGUACCUGCUGGCUGGAGAGAACCUCCCCCUCCACCCAGCUGAGGACCCCAGUGCCCAGCGCCAGUGGAGGACCCUGGAGGCUGUCCGGCAUGUGGGUGUGGCCAUUGUCUCAAGUGCUGUCACCACAGUCAUAGCCACAGUACCCCUGUUCUUCUGCAUCAUUGCUCCCUUUGCUAAAUUUGGGAAGAUCGUCGCACUCAACACAGGGGUGUCUAUUCUCUACACUCUUACCGUCAGCACAGCCCUGCUGGGUAUAAUGGCACCCAGUUCCUUCACCCGAAGCAGGACUUCCUUUCUUAAAGCCCUUGGGGCUGUACUCUUGACUGGUUUCCUGGGUUUGGGUAUCUGUCUCCUGCUUCUAAGAAAUGGAUACAAGAUCCCCCUACCCAGUGGGACCAACCUCUAG